Molecule: messenger RNA, 1678 nt
Organism: Strongylocentrotus purpuratus (purple sea urchin)
Lineage: Eukaryota; Metazoa; Echinodermata; Echinoidea; Camarodonta; Strongylocentrotidae
Product: N-acetylglucosamine-1-phosphodiester alpha-N-acetylglucosaminidase-like
Exons: 8
Coding region: 29-1678 (549 amino acids)
Source: RefSeq, a predicted model, not a curated record
UACGAGUCCUGAUUGCAUCCCAUCUGAUAUGGUUGUCCAUGAAUCAGAAUAUCAUCGGAAUCCCCCAAAGAGCAGGAUGGAGUCUGGCGGAAGGAAUCCAUGUUUUCACUUCACAGCUAUCGUCUCUCUGAUGGUGUAUCUAUGUUUCUUUGUCCCAUUGGCAUUUUGGUCCCCCUGUGAAGAUGUUGUUACACCAAACGAGCUUGGCAAAAAUGGCUCCCAUCAACAGAUAGAGGUUUGUCAAGAGAUCAAAUAUGGCAACGUGGAUCAUCACACGCAGAAAGCGCACCACUGGGACCAGAAGGGAAGAGUCCCCUACCCCAUAACCGAUCUGAACUACUUUUACGAUGACCUCCCAUCCGGAGAGCGAGCUCCGGGACACAUCGUGCGGGUGAACAGUCCUGCCAGGACAGUUUCAGUCCUGGAGCCCUUUGAUUCAGGAGGUUGCACCAAUCAUCACAGGGCCACUGUCGAUUCUACUGCAAAGCAGGAUAACUGCCUGGUGGCCGUCAAUGCUGGGUUCUUCAACCCGAGAAGCGGAGCAUGCUAUGGAAAUGUCGUGAGCAAUGGGAGGCUUGUCCAAACAAAUGGAGGAUUGCAGAAUGCCCAUUUGGGUAUCCGAGCUGAUGGGACACUUGUCUUUGGGUAUUUAUCAGAAGAAAAUGUAUUACAAACAGAGAAUCCAUUUAUCCAGCUGGUAGGAGGAGUCGGAUGGUUGCUAAGAGACGGUGAAAUAUAUGUAGAAGAGAGCAAGAAAGCAGAAUGUGGAGACACAGAGGAAGCAAGUAGUGUGGAUUUAUUCUUUAACAUGCUUUCAGCGAGAGUAGCUGUGGGCAGUGAUGAAAAGGGACGAUUAGUCAUUGCGGUUAUAGAUGGACAGACUCUGAAGAGGGGGCUGUCGUUGUUAUCCUUUGCGAAAUGGCUUCUUUCUCACGGAGUAACAAAUGCCAUUAAUUUUGACGGAGGUGGAUCGGCAACCUUUGUGGUUAACGGAACUAUUGUCAAUCACCCAUCCGAUCCUUGCCAUGACAUUACCUACCGAUGUCCCAGGCAAGUAUCCACCAUUUUCUGUGUCCAUGAGCCGAGAUGCGAUCCCAGAGACUGUAAUAACCAUGGCGACUGCAUCCAAGGAGAGUGCCGUUGCCAUGCCAACUGGCAUGGGGUGUCAUGUGACCAGCUCCAAUGUGGAGAUCAUAACUGCAGUGGGCAAGGCAUAUGUAAUAGAGAUGGAUGUCGUUGCGACGCGGGCUACUUGCCCCCAGACUGCACAAGGACUUGCCCCAGUGGUUGGUAUGGCCAGGAAUGUAGCUAUCAUUGUGACUGCGGUCACGGUGGGUCGUGUGAUCCGGUCAGCGGAGAAUGUGCUUGUCUUCCAGGCUACACUGGUACAAUUUGCCAAGAGUCUGGGGAGAGCAUUGCCAGCAGAAUCAUCCUAAAUGUAGGACUGGUUUCUGGCAAACAUCUCUUGGAGGACCAACUCCCGGUGCUUCUCAUCAUAGCGGUUGCCGUGGCGAUUGUCAGCAUCUUCUGCAACUUCAUCAGCUUGUGCUUUCGCUACUCCUGCACGUGCACCACCGUGCCGUGUGACAAUGGGUACAGCGUCCCAAGGAAACAUGUCCACCAAAAAAUAUCUACUAAACAAAUGGAUUUAUUUGAUGAAUUUAAAUCUAGUACUUAG